Drosophila innubila is the source of this 2036-nucleotide messenger RNA. It is a transcript of the gene bs, whose product is annotated as serum response factor homolog. Gene Ontology annotation, molecular function: protein dimerization activity; RNA polymerase II cis-regulatory region sequence-specific DNA binding; DNA-binding transcription factor activity, RNA polymerase II-specific. Gene Ontology annotation, biological process: positive regulation of transcription by RNA polymerase II. The record is from RefSeq and is a predicted model, not a curated record. NCBI's taxonomy places the organism in Eukaryota, Metazoa, Arthropoda, Insecta, Diptera, Drosophilidae. The coding region runs from base 478 to 1935 and encodes 485 amino acids. The transcript is spliced from 4 exons.
UGUGCUUGCGCCGCGUGUGUGUGUGCGUGUGGUGCUGCAACUAAAAUUCGCGGAUUUAUUUGUUAAUAAUAAUACAAAGAUCAAUCAAAACGCAUUAUUAUUAUUCAAUAGAAGUUGCGACGCGGGCGACAUAGGCGAAAAGUGAAAAUAACUGCAGCGCCGCCAACGGCAAACAGCGUAAACAGCUGACGGCCAGCGCCAACGCCAGCGGCAAAAGCAAAGCAACAACAACAGCAGCUCGCGUCUGUGUGCGUGUGCUCGUGUGUGUGCGUGUGUUUGUUUGUGUGUGCGUGUUUUUUUGUGUUUAUUUUUGGAAUUAAAAAGCUAGCAGGCGAUUUGUGAGUGUUUUGGGGGGCACAACUAAAGCUAAAACCCAAAAUCGAAAUCUGAAAAAAGUGUGCCGCAGCGGCAAUAAUAGACGCGCGUGGUGCCUUGGAUUUAUUGUACGGCUCCACGGUGGAGAACUUUUAUCUGAGAAUGGAUCCAGCGCGCGGUGACUCGCGCUAUAACCUAAACUACUCGAUGAGUAGUAUAGGUUUAAGUCUCGCCGAUCAGGCGGACAUGUAUGGCAAUCCCGCUGUAGCGGCACUUGGCGCUCGUCCGCCCAGCGGCGGUCUGCUCCAAAGCAUGGGCAGCGGCGUCGGCGGCGGCGUCGGCGUUGGUCUUGCCAUGCAGCGUCCCAAUCCAGCGGCGGCAGCAGCAGCGGCGCAACAGCAACAACAGCAGCAGCAGCAGCAGCAACAACAACAGUGCCAAACGCUGGGCAACAGUCAAACGCACAGUCCACAACACCAGCAGCAGCAACAACAACAACAGCAGCAACAACAACAACAGCAGCAGCAGCAGCAACAACAGCAACAACAACAGCAAUCACGCGGUCUUAAGCGCAGCGGCAGCGAUUGCUAUGAAGAUCAUCGUUCCAGCGGCGGCGGCAUGACGCUGCAGGGUCUGGAAAGCUGCGCCGCUGGCAGCGUCGCUGUCGCCGGCGUUGACGUUGACGGCGUCGAUGGCUACAAUGCGCUGCCCAAUAAGAAAUCACCGCCCGCCAAUGGCAAAAAGACAAAGGGACGCGUCAAAAUCAAAAUGGAGUACAUUGACAACAAGCUGCGUCGCUACACAACGUUCUCCAAGCGCAAAACGGGCAUCAUGAAGAAGGCCUACGAGCUGUCGACGCUGACUGGAACCCAGGUGAUGCUGUUGGUGGCCAGUGAGACGGGUCACGUCUACACAUUUGCCACGCGCAAGCUGCAGCCGAUGAUUACCUCGGAGGCGGGCAAGCAGCUCAUACAGACGUGCCUCAACUCACCGGAUCCGCCAAGUGUUGGCGGCGGAGAUCAGCGCAUGUCCGCCACGGGCUUCGAGGAGACGGAGCUUAGCUACAACAUCGCCGAUGAGGACUCCAAAGAUGAUCGCUCGCCAACAUCGUCGGGCAAUGAAUCGGAUGAUUCUUCGGAUGUGGAGAUGCCAAUGCCGACUGAUGCCGAGGUUGCCAAAUUAGCGCCUCAGGAGUUCAAAUCAGAGACAGCAACAACCUCCUCAUCAGCGGCUGCCACAGCUGCCUGCCCCAAGCCAAUGCCAGCAGCAUUGAACUAUCAGACUGAGACUGGACCAUCCACAUCCUCUGCAGCAUCAGCAACAGCAGCAGCAGCAGCAGCAACAACAGCAGCAACAUCAUCGGAUAACAAAUAUAUUUAUCCAGCCACGUCGUUUGCCAACAUACCGCCGGAUAUGCUGAGACAACUUAUACAAUCGGGACAGUUGCAAGUUCAUGCAGAAGAGGAUGGCAAUCAGUAUGUGACCAUACCUCUGAGCUCCACAGUCGCCAGUUACAUCAAGGGCAAAUCCGCAGCGGCUGUGACAGUUAACACCACUCCCAAUCCAAAGUCUGAGAAGAAUGCCGAGAAAACGCUAUCAAUUAAACAGGAAUACGAUUAGCCUUUCUAUAGCCUAUCGGAUCGGCCUAGUUGUAAAUUGCUUUUAUGACAACAUUUGAAUACAUGUAAAUCCACAAUCAGAUUAUAAUCAAGCGAACCAAG